This is a messenger RNA of Boleophthalmus pectinirostris (great blue-spotted mudskipper), 589 nucleotides long. RefSeq names its product fatty acid binding protein 7, brain, a (gene fabp7a). The transcript has 4 exons. Gene Ontology annotation, biological process: fatty acid transport. Lineage: Eukaryota; Metazoa; Chordata; Actinopteri; Gobiiformes; Gobiidae. Gene Ontology annotation, molecular function: fatty acid binding. Gene Ontology annotation, cellular component: nucleus; cytosol. Bases 53 to 448 code for a protein of 131 amino acids. The record is from RefSeq and is a predicted model, not a curated record.
GCGACCUCUCACAUCUAAACCCCGCAAAUCUAACACUUCUCCCCGCACAAAAAUGGAGGCUUUCUGCGCCACCUGGAAACUCAUCGACAGCCAAAACUUUGACGAAUAUAUGAAGGCACUGGGGGUGGGCUUCGCGACCAGGCAGGUGGGCAAUGUGACCAAGCCCACGGUGGUGAUCAGCCAGGACGGAGACAAGGUGGUGGUGAAGACCCUGAGCACCUUCAGGAACACGGAGCUGUCGGCCAAACUGGGAGAGGAGUUCGAUGAGACCACCCCCGACGACCGCCACGUCAAAUCUACUUUCACGUUGGAAGGAGACAAGUUCGUGCAGGUCCAGAAGUGGGACAACAAAGAGACCAGAUUUGUCAGAGAAAUCAAAGAUGGCAAGAUGGUUAUGACUGUAUCUUUCGAGGGGGUCCAGGCGGUGCGCACGUACGAGAAAGCAUAACCAUCUGCACCUGCAUCCGAUUUGGAAUGUAAGGUCUGAUCUAAAACCGUUUUGGAACACCUUUUUGCAAACAAUUUUUUUUAACCCAUUCCCAAUUAAACAGUUUGAAUGUUCGCAUUGUUGUCUCAAAAGAACAGCUAA